UUGAACAAAAACCAAAUUUAACGAACACGGCGGUGAAUAGUAUAGAAUAGUACGUUAGUGCGUUCUAGGGGACUUCGUUCCAUACGCGGCAAUCUUACAAAUGUUGUAGGAAGCUUUAAAUGGUACACAAGUCAAAUUCUUGCGUCGCUUCUUCGCCCACUUUUGUUAGUCAUUGUUGGCUCGGUGUUGCCUCCUGUGGCCGUCGAGGGGACCUUUAACUUCUCGUAGAGUGUAGUUGUGUUAUUCGGUGCGUUUCCCCUGUCUGCCGCAGAGGGCAGUCGUGAACUGUUCGCUGCGUAUCAAGACGAAGCCCAUGACAAACCGAAGAAGACGUCGCGGCGCUCUUCAAUUUGAAAAAUGUCGUUUUUUUGACCUGUAGCUUCACUCUUUCGAAUUCGGCUUUUGUUGUUGUUGUUGUUGCGCUUUUAAAAUGUCCAACAUUUCCGAGGAGAGGAACGCUUCUCCCAAGCGCUUCGGCCAGUGUGCUUACACAGCCGAAGAGCAGCAGGCCGUUCACAGUGCACUGCGACAGAAGCUGGGGCCAGAAUUCAUCAGUAGCAGACUGGCUGGCGGAGGACAGAAGGAGUGCCGAAUAGCACAUUUGACCAUUUCAUCGUUGCAGGUGUGCUACAUCGAGGGCCACCGUGUGAUCAGUCUGGCCAACGAGAUGUUUGGAUACAACGGCUGGUCUCACUCCAUCUCGCGGCAGAACGUCGACUUCGUGGACCUGGUCGACGGGCGGUUUUAUGUCGGCGUCAGCGCUUUCGUCAAAGUGCAGCUGAAGGACGGAGCGUUCCACGAGGAUGUGGGCUACGGCGUGAGCGAGGGGCUCAAGUCCAAGGCUUUGUCCCUGGAGAAAGCCAGGAAGGAGGCCGUCACCGACGGCAUGAAGAGAGCGCUCAAGUGCUUUGGGAACGCCCUCGGAAAUUGCAUCCUCGACAAAGCAUACCUUCAGGCUAUUAACAAGAUCCCCAAGCAGACGCCGCCCGCUUUCGAUCCGGCCCGGACCAAGUGCUCGGAAAGCGAACCCUCCGUGGAGAAGGCUCGUUUCGACAGUCUGGUCCGCCGGGCUCGACCGGCGCCCGCCGUCGCGCCGCCCGAGCCUCGAAUCGACAACUCGACGGACGAAACGCACGCUCCUCACGCUGGCGACGUCCAGAGUGAGGACGCGGGCUCAAGACAGGCGGCGGCGGCGGCGGCGGCGGACACGUCGUCCGAGUCGCACACGGACCUCAAGCAGCUGCGCAAGCUGCGGCAACAGCAGCUGCAGCAGAAGUUCCGCAGGGAGAUGGAGGCCAAGAGGCUGCAGCAGAAGCAGGACGACGUGGAAGGAGACGAUCCCGAACUCUGGAAUUUCCCCCUGAAUUUUGAGGAGUCGGACACCCCCGACAGGGAGCUCAGGCCGAGCACACCCAACAAUCACAAGAUGCUGACGCGCAGCAAGACCCCGCAAAGGAGCUCCGCCACUGUGCCUGUGCCUGAGCAGCAGCCGCCGCAUCAGGACAGACCAGUUGAAGCCUCGAGUCCAUACCGAGCUGGGCGGUCCAUGAAGAGACGCAGACUGGAUACAUGACGUUGACCUCCUUUAUUUCGAUUUAUUUUAGUGUUUUAUCUGAAUCGUUGCUGUUACUUGUAUAAAGGUUGUCAAGUUUU
Phyllopteryx taeniolatus (common seadragon) is the source of this 1653-nucleotide messenger RNA. It is a transcript of the gene rad52, whose product is annotated as RAD52 homolog, DNA repair protein. The transcript has 10 exons. Gene Ontology annotation, biological process: mitotic recombination; double-strand break repair via homologous recombination; DNA recombinase assembly. The coding region runs from base 431 to 1573 and encodes 380 amino acids. NCBI's taxonomy places the organism in Eukaryota, Metazoa, Chordata, Actinopteri, Syngnathiformes, Syngnathidae. Gene Ontology annotation, cellular component: nucleus. The record is from RefSeq and is a predicted model, not a curated record.